Messenger RNA from Pistacia vera, 2255 nucleotides. RefSeq names its product CSC1-like protein At3g54510. NCBI's taxonomy places the organism in Eukaryota, Viridiplantae, Streptophyta, Magnoliopsida, Sapindales, Anacardiaceae. Gene Ontology annotation, cellular component: plasma membrane. The coding region runs from base 1 to 2178 and encodes 725 amino acids. The transcript is spliced from 10 exons. The record is from RefSeq and is a predicted model, not a curated record. Gene Ontology annotation, molecular function: calcium-activated cation channel activity.
AUGAACCCACUGAGCCUUCUUGCAUCUGCGGUGAUUAACAUUAGCUUGGCUGUCAUUGUUCUUUCACUCUUUUCCAUCUACAAGAAACAGCCCUCAAAUGCUUCCAUAUACUACGCUCGUCGUCUCUCUCAAAACCACCAUAUUUCCUUUGAUCAUUCUUUCACCAUAUCCAGAUUUCUCCCCUCGCUUUCUUGGAUCCCUCUCGCUGCACGUGUCACCGAAGACGAAAUCCUUCAAUCCAGUGGUCUCGAUGCGCUCAUCGUCAUCAGACUCCUUAAAUUUGGUACCAAUUUCUUUUCAGUUUGCUCUCUCGUUGGGUUGGUGGUACUUCUUCCAGUUAAUUUCCACGGCCAGGAUGAGCCAUGGAGCUUUAAUUCCAUGGAUUCUUUUACAAUAUCUAACAUCAGUAAAGGUUCCAACUGUAUUUUUUUUCUUUUUCAUGUUUUAUUUCAUAGGCUUUGGAUGCAUUUUACAUGCCUGUGGUUUAUAUCUUUCUAUGGAUUAUACCUAUUGUAUAAGGAGUAUAACGAGAUUCUGAUUAAAAGGAUCCAACAGCUACGAAACAUCAGGCAUCGGCCUGAUCAGUUCACUAUUCUAGUUCGGCAAAUUCCCCUCUGCAUUGAACACCAGAUUCGCGGGUGUUCUGUUGAUCACUUCUUCUCUAAGCAUUAUCCAAACAGUUAUUAUUCUUGUCAAAUGUUAUAUGAGGGAAAAGCUCUUCAAGAUUUGUUGAACCAGGCAAAACAUAUUGCAAGGAAGAUAGAAGAAUUAAGAAAGCAGUGCUCAUCAAUCAAGAAGCAUAGCAGCGAACACUUACUCUUGGGUACAUCUCGAGAAAAUAACACAAAAAUAGCCAUGCAUGAGGAAAAGCUCCUAGAACUUACUCAUAAGAUUCGUCAAUUGCAAGAUGAAAAUAUGCUGAAGGAUAAGGAGUUGCCAAUUGCCUUCGUCACAUUCAAGUCUCGGUGGGGUGCUGCACUAGCUGCCCAAUCUCAGCAACAUUCUAACCCACUUCAGUGGAUCACAGAAAGGGCUCCACAACCAAGGGAUAUAUACUGGAGGAAUCUGGCAAUUUCAUUUAAAUUUUUGCCAAUUUACAAAAUUGGAGUUAUUCUUGCAGCAUCACUUCUUACAAUUUUCUUCACUAUUCCAGUCACAGCUGUUCAAGGAAUUGCCAAAUUUGAGAAGUUAAAGAAAUGGUUCCCUCCAGCCAUGGCCAUACAGUUGAUACCUGGAUUAAGCUCUAUUGUGAUGGGUUAUCUUCCAAGUGUCAUUCUUAAUGGAUUUAUAUACGUUGUUCCCUUCGCAAUGUUUGGCAUUGCUAAAGUUGGUGGUUCUAUAUCAAGGAGCAAGGUGGAGAUCAAAACUUGCAACAUGGUUUUCUAUUUUUUAGUGGGAAAUGUAUUCUUUUUGAGCUUGAUAUCAGGGUCCUUACUGGAGGAAAUUGGAGAAUCUUUCAGGCAUCCUAAAAACUUUCCGAGUCAUCUUGCUCGUGCAGUCUCCGCUCAAGCAGAUUUCUUUAUGACAUACAUCUUAGCAGAUGGGCUGUCAGGAUUCUCUUUGGAGGCUCUUCAGGCUGGAAUGCUGUUGUUGGACUUUAUAAAAUCGCAUACUUUUGGCCGAGGAAAGGAGAAAAAUCCAUAUCUUUAUCCACUACCCUACUUUAGAGUUAUCCCUUUAGUCUCCCUAUCAAUUCUGAUCGGCCUUGUAUACGCAUUGGUUGCUCCAUUGCUGCUUCCUUUUCUUCUUGGCUACUUCAUGCUGGGCUACGUCGUGUACAUCAACCAGAUUCAAGAUGUAUAUGAAACUAUAUAUGAUACGUGUGGACAGUAUUGGCCGUACAUUCAUCAUUAUAUAUUUGUUGGAUUCAUUCUCAUGCAAAUCACCAUGAUUGGCCUUUUCGGACUAAAGUCGAAACCAGCUGCUUCCAUAGCAACAAUUCCUCUCUUGAUCCUCACUAUAAUGUUCAAUGAAUACUGCAAGAACCGUUUCCUUCCUACGUUCCGGCUUUACUCCAUCCAGAAUGCUGUGCAGAAUGAUGAAAUGGAUGAGAAGAAUGGUGAGAUGGAAGUGAAUUACAAAAGAGCAAGCAAUGCAUACUGCCAGCCUUCUCUAAGGCCUAUCAAUAACAUUACAUCCGAGUCAAGCUUACGACAGCCCUUAGCUUCUUCAGUAUGAUUAUGAUCUCAUAGAGAUUGAUUUUGUGUGGUAUUAAAAUGUGAGAGAAUUCGAUUGGUUCUGUCAAUUACAGAAGA